Humulus lupulus (European hop) is the source of this 453-nucleotide messenger RNA. RefSeq lists its product as uncharacterized. The coding region runs from base 1 to 453 and encodes 150 amino acids. NCBI's taxonomy places the organism in Eukaryota, Viridiplantae, Streptophyta, Magnoliopsida, Rosales, Cannabaceae. The transcript has a single exon. The record is from RefSeq and is a predicted model, not a curated record.
AUGGAGGAUAUUAGGUCGAUUCGUCAGAGACUACAUACCACUAUAGAUCGCCAACGCAAGUUUGAAGUUGGGGACAAGGUACUGUUAAAGAUAGCUCCACUGAGAGGACCUAUGAGGUUCGAGAAAAAGGGCAAGUUGUGCCCUAGGUACAUAGGACCAUUCGAGGUUCUGGAAUGCAUUAGAAAGGUGGCUUACAAAAUAGCCCUUCCGCCCGCGUUCUCUAGAGUUCAUGAUGUAUUCCAUGUGUCAACCUUAAGGAAGUACAUGAACGACCCCACUCAUGUGCUAAGUUACGAUGAACUUAGCAUAGAUCCUCAGCUAAGCUAUGAGCAAAAACCUGGUCGCGAUUUUGGAUCGAAAAGACAAGGUGUUAAGGAACAAGACAAUACCUUUGGUAAAGGUGCAGUGGAGACGGAAGCCGAGAAGCGGGAGCGGUAUCCCAAUCUGUUUUGA